AUGGCAGGACCAGUGCCAGGACAUCGGGCUCGUCCGUGCCUCCUUUUCUUAGCAUGCGUGCUGGCCUUGUGCCUGUCGUGCAUGCCUCGUGGACAAGGAUUUGUUGGGCACAUUGGGCCCACGAGCAGACCAAACAGCUGUGGUUUGGCUUCUACAGCUGUUGAGGCACAAGGCAAGGCCCGUGCGGGAGGCAGUCAACGGCCCAUCGGGUCACAGAUUCAAAAAGGAAAUCAGAAGCUCCUCAAGGAGAUCACCAACAACACGCCUGGCCUUGCCCGAUCCAGCAAGCCACAAGGCGAAGGUGGUGGCGGAAUCCGGCUGCUGUGGGCCCCCGAGCCCAGCGAGCGAGUUGACUUCGCAUUGUGGUUCGGGCCACUACCUUGCUUCCAGGUUGGUACCUUCCGCUACUGCUUUUGCCUGUCACAAACCAUCGUUCUCACCGGGUUCUUUCUGGCACUGGCAGUGGCAAUCUUGGGACCCGAAAUUCUUAUGUCGCCGCGACGUUAUGGCUAA
This is a messenger RNA of Symbiodinium natans, 513 nucleotides long. NCBI's taxonomy places the organism in Eukaryota, Dinophyceae, Suessiales, Symbiodiniaceae. The record is from the annotation of a GenBank genome assembly.